Messenger RNA from Aaosphaeria arxii CBS 175.79, 1030 nucleotides. RefSeq lists its product as uncharacterized. The coding region runs from base 1 to 912 and encodes 303 amino acids. Lineage: Eukaryota; Fungi; Ascomycota; Dothideomycetes; Pleosporales. The transcript is spliced from 2 exons. The record is from RefSeq and is a predicted model, not a curated record.
AUGCGUUUCCUGAGGCGUCAGGGUGUAGUCGACGUUGAGGACGACGACGACAGCGGACCGCAAGACAGUGACAUUGAGGAGCCUGAAGAGCAGGAAAACGAAGAGCAGGAGCCUGAGGGACCCGAGGAACCCGAAGAACCAGAGGAACCUGAAGAGAAACGACCACCGACACCCCCACAACUAUCGGCACAGAUUCCCUCACCUCUAGAUCCGAAGCCAAAUAGGCCCACGAAUGCACCAGGUCCAGGUCCAUUGCAACCUCCGCAACCCACAUCCAUAACUACGUCAGAACUUUUACCAACGCUGCCAAUCCCAAUAGUGGGCGAGGUCAAUGCAGAUAAUCCUCAGCCACACUUUGGGUUAUCUGAAUCACCGACUGAUUCAAUACUCUCCAGCCAUUCAGCGGUCGUAGCACUGACCACCAUUUCUAUGUCCGGAACUUCCCUCGUGAGCUUAAUUACACCGAGUACAACCAACAGGAUAUCAACUACUAUUGCUACAAGCUUUGUAUUUGCAGGAACGCCUUCAGACAUCGCAAAAUCAUCGCAAAUUACCCCAUUCACGACGAGCAGUGAUGAACCAUCAUACAUCAUGGCAGCAGACCAAUCACCUAGUGAUACGUCCUCCCUGUCUCCAGUUGCAGAAAAGUUGUUGAUCACAACGGGCGCAUUGAGUAAUCUAUCUCGCGACACUAUAUACGAUACCGAACCUAACACUAGCCUAGGUGGAGCCGUUAUGAUCAUCCUCGCAGUGGUGAUCAUCGCAAAACGGCGAAAGCUGAAGCGAGAUGCUUUAUACAUCCCAGGGCCGAGUAAAUGUGCGGAAAGAAAGGGCCAGGAUAUGAACACAAGGCCUUUGUUGGUCAGGAAGACUACGACGAUUAAAGUGCAGCAACACGCGCUUGGGACUUGAUUUGAGUCCUCGACCAUCGGAAGAGAACCGAGGGCCGGCCCCCAUCUCUUCAAGCAAUACGAAUUGGAUGAAACUGUUUACGGAACCAACAAGGCAUCAAGUUUAUCCAAUGAAAAAG